Molecule: messenger RNA, 1230 nt
Organism: Salmo salar (Atlantic salmon)
Lineage: Eukaryota; Metazoa; Chordata; Actinopteri; Salmoniformes; Salmonidae
Gene: prr13
Product: proline rich 13
Source: RefSeq, a predicted model, not a curated record
UGUUAACCUAUCCAUUACCAACGAUACAAGCGCAUCAUCGCAAUAAAUAAUUUCGAGGAGACUGGUGAGAGAGCCCACAUAACAUUUUAUUGGCGGGCGGGGCUUGCUUGCCAAUUCCCGAGGAUUGUAUUUCCUUACUAGUCACACCCCUAUCCGGAAGAGAAACGGCAACGAAUUCGUGAGAAACUUUCUCAGAUCGACAUCAAGAAGCUACCGCAGGAGAUCAUCACUUUUUCAUACUCAUAUUCAGGACACAACAUGUGGCCUAACCAAGGUCCCCCUGGCCAGAACCCGGCCUUCCCCCCAGCCUACAGCCCUGCAUUCCCUUCUGGUCCAAACCCAGCACACCCUCAAGGCCAGAACCCCAUGUACGCACCUGGCACAAACCCUGCUUAUCCCCCCGGUAUGGCCCCUGGUAUGGCCCCUGGUAUGAAUCCAGCCAUGCCUCCAGGAUCCAUGCCUUACGGACAACACCCAGGAGGGCAAUACCCAGGAGGACAACACCCUUAUCCAGCUGGACCAGGUGCACCUGGUUACCCAGGAGUUCACCCAGGGCCCUACCCUGGUGGGGUUCACCCAGGUGGAGUCUACCCCGGGGGCAUGCAUCCCGGCAUGGCUGGGGGUGUGGCGGGAUUCGGGAUGGGAGUCCCUGGACACAAGGCGCACAAAAAAAUGAAGAAGGCGAAGGGGAAGAAGGCGCACAAAGCCGACAAACACCUGAAGCAUCAUGGAGGCCACAGGAAGCACUCUUCAAGCAGCAGCAGCAGCAGCAGCAGCGAUGAGGAGUGAUGUCACCAACAACAUCCAACACAGAGUCAGAAAGACAUCUUGUAUUAAAUGGGGAGAGUGGCCUUUUCUUCUGUCUAAAUUGCAACGAGGUUAAAGGGGGGGACGACGACUAUUAUUAAGAAUGAAAAAUGUGUUUGGAAAAUGAUUUGAAUAUUAAUUGUAUAACACUGUAACAAAAGUAUGUAUAAUGAACACAAUUAUGCCUUUUAGUUUUAACAUUUAGGGAUAUAGGUCUAUGAAUGUGUGCAUAUCGUCAUGACUGUGCACUAUCAUGUAUACAUAUUAUGCCUUUACACUGAUGAGAAGUAAUAUUUCAAAUGGUUGAUUAUAUUUCCAACUAUAAAUAAUAUAUAGGCUAUAGCUGAGUGAGUGAGAGAGAUGUGUGGAAAUUCCCCAGUAAAAAAAAAUAUAUACAAAUAAAUAUUUAUUUUAAUACUGGAA